Molecule: messenger RNA, 636 nt
Organism: Aspergillus sclerotioniger CBS 115572
Lineage: Eukaryota; Fungi; Ascomycota; Eurotiomycetes; Eurotiales; Aspergillaceae
Exons: 1
Coding region: 1-636 (211 amino acids)
Source: RefSeq, a predicted model, not a curated record
AUGACCAAGCUUCUCCCUUUCCUCCUCGCCCUGGCAGCCUAUGCCUCGGCCCAAACUUCCACUACCACCACCACAUCCUCUACUUUCUCCUCUUCCUCCAGCUCCAGUUCCUCCACCGGCUCCUCCACCGUUGUGCAAGUCUUCUACAUCGGCCCAAGCCCAACCGCAACCCCAACAACCACCUUCGCAAGCUUCGACGCCAGCGUCGUAUCCGCAAAUUCCGCUACCACCGUCCUCGCCCUGGAAUGCAAAGGCAACUGUCCCCCGUAUUCCACUUACACCAUCACCGCAGGCCCAUCCACCUACGCCGACAACCAGUUAUUCACCGGCUCCGCCAACGGCCUCACCGUGACUACUUCACAAGUCCACGCCUGCAACAUCACUUCAUCCACCCAAGGGGCUUCCUGCUCGGUCUCAAUCGGCGUUUUCGCCUCUGUUAGCGGCCAAGAGAGCUCUUCUGUCGCGACCACGGCCACAUCCUAUAAUUCUAGUGAUUUCUUCUAUGCCCCUGUGACUGUAACUGCCGGAUUGGAGAAGUUGAAUUCGCCGCAGGCGACACAGACGACGGGUGCUGGUGGGCGGGCGGGGGUCGGAGGAGUGGCGGUGGCGGCGGCAGCAGCGGCGUUGCUAAUCUGA